Messenger RNA from Lactuca virosa, 3079 nucleotides. NCBI's taxonomy places the organism in Eukaryota, Viridiplantae, Streptophyta, Magnoliopsida, Asterales, Asteraceae. The record is from the annotation of a GenBank genome assembly.
AUGACCAAACGUCGCCUUGAGCGUGAACGUGGUCGCAAAGAAGCUGUGGCUGAUAUGUCAGAAGACUUAUCAGAAGGGGAGAAAGGAGACACCAUCACUGAUGCUUCUGCUCAUGGUGAUAACAGCAACAGAGGCCGUUUACCUAGAAUCAGCUCUACAGAUGCUAUGGAGGCAUGGGCUAAUCAACAAAAGGGGAAAAAACUUUACCUUGUACUCAUAAGUCUUCAUGGUCUUAUACGUGGUGAAAACAUGGAGCUAGGGCGUGAUUCUGAUACAGGUGGUCAAGUAAAGUAUGUGGUUGAACUCGCAAGGGCUUUAGCUUCAAUGCCAGGUGUCUAUCGUGUGGAUUUGCUGACUAGGCAAGUAGCAUCAUCUGAAGUAGACUGGAGUUAUGGUGAACCAACAGAAAUGCUAUCACCACACAAUUCAAAUAACUUAACAGAUGAAAUAGGUGAAAGUAGUGGCGCGUAUAUAAUCCGUAUUCCAUUCGGACCAAAAGACAAAUAUAUCCCUAAAGAAUCCCUAUGGCCUCACAUACCCGAAUUUGUUGAUGGAGCACUUAGUCAUAUCAUCCAAAUGUCAAAAGUUUUGGGGGAGCAAGUAGGUGGGGGCCACCCUGUGUGGCCUGUAGCAAUCCAUGGUCAUUAUGCAGAUGCAGGUGAUUCAGCUGCUCUUUUGUCUGGUGCCCUAAAUGUGCCUAUGCUUUUUACUGGUCAUUCUUUAGGGAGAGAUAAGUUGGAGCAACUUUUGAGACAAGGGAGAUUAUCUAAAGAUGAAAUAAAUGAUACGUAUAAGAUAAUGAGGAGGAUUGAGGCUGAAGAGUUGACUGUUGAUGCUUCUGAGGUUGUUAUAACUAGUACAAGACAGGAGAUUGAGGAACAAUGGAGGUUGUAUAAUGGGUUUGACCCUGUUCUUGAAAGGAAGCUUAGGGCUAGGAUUAGAAGGAAUGUGAGCUGUUAUGGAAGAUUCAUGCCUCGUAUGGUUGUGAUUCCACCUGGAAUGGAAUUCAAUCAUAUUAUCCCACAUGAUGGUGACAUGGAUGCUGACAUGGAAACAACAGAAGAUCGCCAAGCUUCUCCGGACCCGCCUAUCUGGACAGAGAUAAUGCGAUUCUUUACAAACCCACGAAAGCCUAUGAUACUUGCACUUGCUAGGCCAGACCCAAAAAAGAACCUUAUAACUUUGGUCAAAGCAUUUGGGGAAUGUCGCCCGUUACGUGAGCUUGCAAAUCUUACGUUAAUAAUGGGUAACCGAGAUAACAUUGAUGAGAUGUCAAACACUAGUGCUUCCAUGCUUCUUUCCAUUAUUAAAAUGAUUGAUAAAUAUGAUCUUUAUGGUCAAGUGGCAUACCCUAAACAUCAUAAGCAAAGUGAGGUCCCUGAUAUCUAUCGUUUAGCAGCAAAAACAAAGGGUGUUUUUAUUAAUCCAGCUUUUAUAGAGCCAUUUGGACUCACAUUAAUUGAGGCUGCAGCUCAUGGGCUACCAAUGGUUGCCACAAAAAAUGGAGGCCCUGUGGAUAUACACCGUGUACUUGACAACGGUUUACUUGUCGAUCCCCAUGAUGAAAAAUCCGUUGCAGACGCGUUACUAAAACUUGUAGCAGAUAAACAACUUUGGUCAAAAUGUAGGUCAAACGGGUUAAGAAACAUCCAUUUAUUUUCAUGGACCGAACACUGCAAAACUUAUCUUUCAAGAAUUGCAAGUUGCAAACCAAGGCAACCCGGGUGGCUAAAAAAUGGCAAUGAUAAUGAUGAUGAUGAUGAUGAUGAUGAUGAAAAUUCAGAAGCCGAAUCACCAAGUGAUUCUUUAAGAGACAUGCAAGACAUAUCUCUAAACCUAAAGUUUUCAAUGGAUAACUACGAAGAUCAAAAGGGUAAAAUAGAGAACGCAGUCAUGUCGUAUUCAAAGGGUGUCAUGAAAGGAGAAAAAACCGACCAAGGGAAGUUCCCGGCGUUACGAAGGCGUAAGGGUAUUUUCGUAAUUGCGGUCGAUGGUGAUGACAUUGGUGUUAUUUUUGAAAAUGUUAAGAAGGUUUUUGAGGCGGUGGAGAAGGAGAGGACUGAAGGUUCUAUUGGGUUUAUAUUGGCUACAUCGUUACAGAUGGCGGAAGUUCAUUCGUUUAUGGUUUCGAAAGGGUUAAAUUCGUCCGAUUUUGACGCGUUUAUUUGUAAUAGUGGGGCCGAUCUUUAUUACACGUCUUCUCAUAGUGAAGAUAAUCCGUUUGUGUUUGAUUUGUAUUAUCAUUCGCAUAUUGAGUAUAGGUGGGGUGGUGAAGGGCUUAGGAAGACUUUGCUUAGAUGGGCGUCUUCUUUUGUUGACAAGAAUAAAAAUGGCCAACAUGUUGUUACGGAAGAUGAAGCGGUUUCAACUGAUUAUUGUUACGCUUUCAAUGUUCACAAUCCCGCACUCGUUCCUCCGGUUAAGGAACUUCGGAAGAUGAUGAGGAUUCAAGCUCUUCGUUGUCAUGUUAUUUAUUGCCAAAAUGGGAAGAAGAUAAAUGUUAUCCCGGUAUUGGCAUCUCGUUCACAAGCCCUCAGGUAUUUGUAUCUACGAUGGGGAAUGGAGUUAUCGAAGGUGGUGGUUUUUAUUGGAGAAAGUGGUGACACCGAUUACGAAGGGUUUCUUGGUGGUGUUCAUAAGUCGGUUAUAUUGAAGGGAGUUAGUACCAAUAAUAGCAACCUACUUCAUGCCAAUAGAAUCUACCCUCUUUCAGACGUGGUCCCCACAGACAGCCCUAACGUUAUUCAGACAACCCAAGAUUUUACCAGUGCUGACAUCCGCACAAUGUUGGGAAACCUAGGAGUUCUCAAAGGAUAAGAAUUUGAUGUUUUUUUUUUGGGAAAUAUGAACUUUGUAUGUACAGUUCGGGAGCUGGAAUGGCCGGAUCUUGAGAAAUAAAGCUAUGGCAAAAGUUGUACCUUAUGCAUUGAAACUUAUACCUUCUUUUUGAAUUGGAAUUUUAAUUUUGGAAUUAAAAAAUAUUUGUUUGACCUUGAAAUGGGAAUAUCAUUGAUAUGAAAGGCGUCUAUCUUGCAAGCUAAGUUUGAGUUGGCUUGAGGGAAACCAUGUAGUUGUAGAG